Molecule: messenger RNA, 1862 nt
Organism: Aedes albopictus (Asian tiger mosquito)
Lineage: Eukaryota; Metazoa; Arthropoda; Insecta; Diptera; Culicidae
Product: serine protease inhibitor 28Dc
Exons: 3
Coding region: 275-1717 (480 amino acids)
Molecular function (GO): serine-type endopeptidase inhibitor activity
Source: RefSeq, a predicted model, not a curated record
CAAGCUGGGGUAUAAGUGACUAACAGAGUCAUUCCCGUCAGUCAGUCUUGCGAGAGAAUCUACUUGCUCCGGAUCACCUUCAGCGGAUCGCGCGUCUGUGGUGAGAAAUUAAACACCCCGCUUUAACCGAAGCACGUGCCCGGCAUCAAACAAUCGGAAACAGUGACGACAGCAGAAGCAGUAGGAAAUUAGUGUUUGGUGGUGAUUAUUCGCCACGGUGUGCAUAAGCUUUGGGAAAAUUGUUAAUCUGUGCUUGCAUAUAGAGAUCAAAAACAUGCAGCUGUUCCUCAUGACGUUUGCCUUGCUGCUCUACAGCACUGCGGCACAAACAAGAUGGCCAAAGUGGCGCGUUGAACCUAUGGUGAACAGACGAGGCUCUUCUCAACCAACAGAGUUCGGAUUCUCCAGAAGAAGUUCUCAACUGGUGUCACCCAGGGCCUCUCUGAGGCAGACUCCAGCCCAAAACGAUGAGCAGCUCGCCAAUGCCGUUGUGGACAUGGCCCUGGCUAUUGGCCGCAUUGCUGCAGACCCCAACAGCCCGGCGGAAGUUUUCUCCCCGGUCAGUAUCAUGGGAGUGUUGAACAUGCUGCUGCUGGCAGCGGACGGAGUAACGAGAGCCGAGCUGUACGGUGCCCUACGGGUCAACGAUAAGACCGCCUUUGGGAUGUACCAUCGGCGAGCCACGGGAAUGCUGAAAAAUUUCCAAUCGAACCAGCCUGCACAGUUGGACCGGCUGUCUUGGAAGGCAGAAUCAUGCGUCAGCCAGGAUUACGACUAUGAAUACGGAGAUGAUACGUACAAGGUGCCGCCAAUUGAAAAAGUCCACAUUCUCAAACUAGCAAACGCCAUUUUUGCCCAGGACAACCUAGCCCUGAGCCAGAAAUUCUCGAUGGCCGCCAACGAGUUCUACGGUGCAAACACCCAGCGGGUCAAUUUCCGGAAUGCUGCCGCCGCUGCUUCAACCAUCAAUAACUGGGUCUACAAGGCGACCAACGGCAAAAUUCGAGAAAUUGUCUCCGGGUCCUUCUCGAGCGAAACCUCACUGGUCAUCGCCAGCUCGCUGUACUUCAAGGCCACCUGGCAGAACGAAUUCAUCCCGAAGAUCACCAAACCGAAGGACUUCUUCCCGGACGGAAAGGGUCGACCAUCGGUCAAGGUGGACAUGAUGUCACUGAUCGAGUGCUUGCCGUACCAUUACGAGAAGAGCAUGGGCUUCAAGAUGAUCGGCCUGCCGUACAGUGACAAUUCGACCACCAUGUACGUCAUGCUGCCUCAGGAUUCCACGAGGGGCAAGGUCCGCGACCUGCAGAGUCGUCUCACUGCGGCCAAGAUCGAUUCCAUGAUUCCGCUGAUGACCCGCCGCUCGGCAACCGUCAGCUUCCCAAGGAUGCAGCUAGAAUCAUCCACCAAUUUGCAGAAAGCCUUCCGUAUGCUCGGAAUCAAAUCAAUCUUCAAUGCCCAGCACAGCAAUCUGCAGAACAUGUUGGAGCCAAGUGCACAGAAGCUACAGAAAUUGUUUGUAAGUGAAAUCAAUCACAAGGUCAAUCUGAGCGUAGACGAGAAGGGCACGGAAGGCGCAGCAGUCACGAUGACUCUCAUAGAUCGAUCGGCCUCAGCGGUCUACUUCAACGUGAACCAGCCGUUCCUGAUCUACAUAAGGCAUGAUCCCACCCGGCUUCCACUGUUUUACGGAGCCGUGUUCGAUCCACGAGGCUAGAAGUUCCCUGGCUGUAUUAUUUCAAUGUCGCUAGAGACACCAAGUGAACGCCAAAGAAACAAUAACUAGUAUUAUUGAAUAUUUAUUGUUAGUAUAGCCUCUCGAAUAAUCAUGUUUUUAUAUUAAAAUAAAGCAAUCAAUCGAA